Molecule: messenger RNA, 1493 nt
Organism: Malaya genurostris
Lineage: Eukaryota; Metazoa; Arthropoda; Insecta; Diptera; Culicidae
Gene: Sce
Product: E3 ubiquitin-protein ligase RING1
Exons: 3
Coding region: 60-1274 (404 amino acids)
Cellular component (GO): PcG protein complex; ubiquitin ligase complex
Molecular function (GO): ubiquitin protein ligase activity; chromatin binding
Source: RefSeq, a predicted model, not a curated record
CUCUGGUUCUGUGCAUGUGUUUACUUAUAUUCUGUUGCAGGCGAUUAUAGUCAGUGAAAAUGGCGUCUUUGGAACCGCUGCAAAACAAAACAUGGGAUUUGUCUCUUUACGAGUUAAACCGAACACCGCAAGAAGCAAUUACGGAUAAUACCGAAAUUGCAGUUUCUCCUCGCAGCUUACAUAGUGAACUGAUGUGUCCGAUUUGCUUGGAUAUGUUAAAAAAAACAAUGACAACAAAAGAGUGUCUCCAUCGAUUUUGCUCUGACUGUAUUAUCACUGCACUUCGUUCUGGUAACAAAGAGUGUCCAACCUGCCGGAAAAAGCUGGUUUCAAAGCGUUCAUUGAGGCCGGAUCCCAAUUUCGAUCUGCUGAUAUCAAAGAUUUAUCCUAGCAGGGAUGAGUAUGAAGCCCAUCAAGAACGAGUGCUUGCUAAAUUUAAUCAAAGUCACUCGCAACAAGCACUUGUACAUUCUAUUAAUGAGGGCAUUAAACUUCAGUCCCAGAAUCGACCAAACCGUAAGCAGAAAAGUGAAAAUGAUUUAACAGCAGCUUCCGCUGCAAUCAGUGCUUCGCCAUCUGUCUCUACUGCAAAUCCUUCCACUGGAACAGCAAAUUCUGUAAAUAAUACUACUACGAAUAAUACUAACUCAAAUGUUUCAACCAAUGGAAAUGUCGGGGAACUAGUUAAUCGUGACGGAUCAUCCGUUAGCCAAACUGGAGAAUGCACAAGGCAGUCAUCCAAUCCACCCUCAGUCAGAAGCACUCCUUCGCCAGUUCCUUCGAAUGUCAGCUCAGCCAGUAAAGCUAAAAGAGCGAGAUCAGUUUUGACAUCCGAAAAGUCAGAAGAAUCUGAAAGCAACAGUGAGAUGGAUGGUAGAACUGAGGAAAAUGAUUCAAAUUUGGAUACUGAGGGUGAAGGGAAUUCUGAGCAUGGCAGUGAUGAAAUUGAGUUAGUGUUUAAACCUCAUCCGACAGAAAUGGCUGGUGAUAAUCCAUUGUUAAAAGCACUGAAAGAAAAUUCGGUUCGGUACAUUAAAACUACUUCGAAUGCUACGGUCGAUCAUCUGAGCAAAUACUUGGCUAUGCGACUUACGUUGGAUCUGGAGACAGAAUUACCUGAAGCAUAUAGACUUGUUAAUUUCUGCAUUUAUAUUGCUCCUCAACCAUCGCAGUUAGUAGUACUUAGUGGCAAUCAAGCUCUUUCGCAAGUCAAUGAAAAAUUUUGGAAGGUUAACAAACCUUUAGAGAUGUACUAUUCGUGGAAGAAAUCCUAGGGCACCGCUUAACCGACAAAGCGUUGAUAGGACUGUGACAUUAGUUGUAGUGCUUGACAAGCAAGCAGUGUACAUUAAAUGCAAACAGAAUAGAUGGCAAUUUUUUUUCAACGUUUGGUUUCUAGAUUUGAACUAUUCCAUUUCAGAUAAUUUUAAAUCUACUGAACAUACAUUAGAUUGAAACUAAUAAACAUCUCAAGUUACUAUGAGUCCUCUCAA